Ornithodoros turicata is the source of this 2800-nucleotide messenger RNA. Its product is annotated as E3 ubiquitin-protein ligase RNF144A-like. The coding region runs from base 376 to 1419 and encodes 347 amino acids. The transcript has 9 exons. Gene Ontology annotation, biological process: ubiquitin-dependent protein catabolic process; protein polyubiquitination; positive regulation of proteasomal ubiquitin-dependent protein catabolic process. Lineage: Eukaryota; Metazoa; Arthropoda; Arachnida; Ixodida; Argasidae. Gene Ontology annotation, cellular component: ubiquitin ligase complex; cytoplasm. The record is from RefSeq and is a predicted model, not a curated record. Gene Ontology annotation, molecular function: ubiquitin protein ligase activity; ubiquitin conjugating enzyme binding; zinc ion binding.
AGCCGUAAAGCGCUGCAAUCUUGGCAGACGCUGGCCCCGAAAAGAAGCCGUGUCUCUCUGCUUUUCAUUCAGAAGUUACACGCACCUGUCAUUUGAACUUGCGGUGUGUGUGCGAGCUUUUGCCGAUGCAACAUGUUACAGGAGACACUGCAGCUGCGCAGGGCGUGAUUUCUGUUGAGCGAUCGCAUGACAUGCACGUUGGGAGCACGUGCACGGAUCGCUUUUUUCCAAACCGCUUUGUAAUCCCUGCGAGACCGCAGUUGAGUUGAGUCACGAACAUUGUUACAAAGACCCGUCCUCAGCGCUGCGCCGUGCUGUUAGGAUCCGCGCCGUCACAUAUAGCCAGCAAUACGAGGACGAGAGCAACUAGCCACCAUGGCACCCCGCGGAGAGCAGCGCGAGAAACGGCGCUCCUUCCAGCCCUUUCGAUGGCUCAUGUCCCGGUCCAGAGAGACGGCCAAGAAGCCCCUGGCCGCACCGGUCAUGCCAUCGCUCCCGAAGUCCCACACCUACGCGGGCAUCGUGCACUGUCCAAACAGGAACCCCAGGUCCCUGAGCGUGUGCGAGGUCGCAGGGGACGGUCCGCCUUUCCUGGCAUUGUGCCGCCUCUGCCUGGCCAUUGUACCAGGAGCUGCACUGUAUCGUGUGGCACAGUGCGGUUGUUACUUCUGCCACCAGUGCAUUCAGCAGUACGUCACAAUAAGUGCCAGGGAAGGUAACGUCGUCAUUCCCUGCCCCGAUGGUACCUGCCCCGUCGGCGGCACUUUUGAGACUUCUGAGAUCGAGAAACUGGUGGAAAAGGAAGUAUUCCAACUUUACCUUCGUUGCAAGUUAAACCGGGAUGUGGAACUUGACCCUCAUCAAACAUGGUGCCCUGGUCCCGGUUGUGAAAGUGUCUGUCACAUUGUACCUGGUCUCGGAAACGGUAAUUCGUCCCCCGUACAUUGCGCAAAGUGCAAGCUCACAUUCUGUUCCGAGUGUAAAGAACGGUGGCACGCGUACCAGACGUGUGACGAGUUUCGGAAGCAACUGUCAGACGACGAGCUGCCUAGCCUUCCUGGUGAAGACCUUGGGUUGAUCAAAAGGUGUCCUCACUGCCGCGUGCCCAUCGAACGCGAUGAAGGUUGCGCCCAGAUGAUGUGCAAGCGCUGUCGCCACGUCUUCUGCUGGUAUUGCCUCGCCUCACUCGAUGACGACUUCUUGCUCCGUCACUACGACAAAGGUCCGUGCAAGAACAAGCUCGGUCACUCGAGGGCGUCGGUAGUGUGGCAUCGCACACAGGUUGUAGGAAUCUUCGCUGGCUUUGGAUUCCUCCUGCUGUUGGCCUCACCGCUUCUGCUCUUGGCAGCGCCUUGUCUCCUCUGCUGCCGCUGUAGCAGUUGCCAUCGUUGUCUCGACACAGAGCCCACAACCAUUUGAAUCUCAUCAGCACUCACUCUACGACAUCAUCAUCCGUCCACCGUAUCUGUAGACGCUGCAGAGGCAGACGCGCAGAGCUCCAUUUCAAAUCUCGCCACACACUUCAUCAUCUUCAUCGUCCAAAAUGUACGCUCGAUAUGCCGCAGAGUUUUGUUGCUGUGGCCCGAAUUGCAUCAAGGUGUAUGCAUCGAGCCUCGUUUUCCUUUUUUUUUUUUUUUUUUUUGUUACAAGCGAAAGUGCACGUUUCAUGAUUAAGUGUUUCUGUUUGCCCAUAAGCAUGGGCAAAUUUAAUUAUUCCUCGUAUGUGCACAUAGACACGUGUGAAUGUGCAGAAUGAUGCAAGUUACCACAUCCUUGGUACAUUGCAUGAAAGUUUUAAGACCUCCUUCACCUUGCCAAAUAGCUGAAUUGUUUAAAUAUGAGUCAACAAAUUUUCAGAUAGCGCUUGAUUAUCAAUAACUAUGACUGUUAUGACGAUUGACACAAAAUUUGUCAAUAGAAUUACGAGCCAUUACAUUGGUUAAUUGUCACCGCGGUUCAUUCCAGCAAACGUGCGCACAGUCGUGCCAAUUUUUACAUGCACAUUCACACUGUUAUGUUUGUAUUUGAGCAUAAUUUAGCCAAUAAUGGGUUCCUCCACUGUAAACAAAAUGUUAUCGGAGUAGCCGAAUUUGUUGCGUGAUAAAUUCAAUCGCUCCCUAUUAUUUUCGUCAACAUCAACAUCAAAAAUGUUACCUUGCACAGUUUGUACGAUUUCAACCUCGCAUCUUUCUCGACACAUUUGUAAAUAUCUUAUCGCUUGGCCUUCGAUUAACUGUGGAGGAGGCACAUUUAACGAGAGUCAAAUAUAUCUGUACGUUCUACCUACAAGCACUGGGUGUCAACUCUUCUGUACUUGCGUCCACGAGUUUAAGCAUAACGUACAGAAAGACAUUUGUACAUAAUUAUGUUUCAGGAGAACAGACACUAAGUUAUUAUAUGAUACAUGUACGCAUAAUACAAGAUCUAUAUUCAGUGUUGAAAUUCUAUAUCUAUAGUAAACACAUCUGUUAAACCAUUUUAAAUUAUCUGUGAUAUAAUUUUAAAGAUGAGCAUAGUUAUGGGAUGUCGCUAGCUGCUUUUCGAAAAAGUUCUAGUCCAGCUAGUCUCAGCUUUGUAACGGUGCUAUCAUAGUAUAUUAUGCUAUUACAGUUAUAGUAUUUUAGCUAACUGCUGUUGCAACAGCAAUCUUUGUUGUUGUUGCAGUCAUCUGCUUAGCUCAUGGUACAAGAAACGAAAGCAAGAAGUUGUAAAUAGAGUGUACUAACACCACAACCACACAAAGUGAACAAAGCUUGGAAAGUCAAACGAGCAUGUGAAUAAAGCGUGUGCUCAAUGUUUG